Molecule: messenger RNA, 3094 nt
Organism: Myotis daubentonii (Daubenton's bat)
Lineage: Eukaryota; Metazoa; Chordata; Mammalia; Chiroptera; Vespertilionidae
Gene: DCAF17
Product: DDB1 and CUL4 associated factor 17
Biological process (GO): protein ubiquitination
Cellular component (GO): Cul4-RING E3 ubiquitin ligase complex
Source: RefSeq, a predicted model, not a curated record
CUGUAGUUCUGGGAGCAAGCCCGGCUCCCUUGGAGGCACCGGGAACUACAUUUCCCGAGGAGGGACCGGCGCCUGCAGGCUGCGUGUUACCGGGGCGACGCAGGCCGCAGCCGGGGCGAGGACCAGAGGGCGUUUGGGGGCAGCCCGUAAAGGGGGGCGCCUUUUCCUGCCCUGCUCUUGGUGAUCAGGCGGUGCCAUCUGUGUCUCCCGUGCCGCACUGCCCUGCGCCCCGCUGCCCGCCCCCCGUGGUAGUUUUUCCUGGUCCCCGCAGGGAGUUGGGGCCUCGAGGUUCCGACGGAGCGGCCGUUGCUCCGCGCUGGGGUCUGGAUCGCGCCCCUCUCCGGCCCCGCGGCGGCCCGGCCCCUAUGGGCCCGACCCGGAAGCCCAACGUGUGCCGCCGGCUGAGCCGCCGGGCGCUGGGCUUCUUCUCGAGCGACGCGGGCGCGGUGCAGAGGACGAACCUGGGCAUCCUGCGGGCGCUGGUGUGCCAGGAAAGUACAAAAUUUAAGAAUGUUUGGACUACUCAUUCCAAGUCACCUAUAGCCUAUGAAAGAGGAAGAAUAUAUUUUGAUAAUUAUCGGUGCUGUGUCAGCAGUAGAAUCACAUGGCUUCUUAGUAGAUUACCAGUUUAUUAUCAAAGGAACAGCCAGAUGGAAGAGAUGCCUAGGACAAGUGUUGCAUCAGAGCCAAGAAAACUUUAUGAAAUGCCAAAAUGCUCCAAAUCAGAAAAAAUAGAGGAUGCUUUAUUAUGGGAAUGCCCAGUGGGGGAAAUGCUGCCCAAUCCAUCAGAUUAUAAAUCCUCACUCAUAGCACUGACAGCCCAUAACUGGCUACUUCGUAUAUCAGCAAGUACGGGAAGAGUCCUUGAGAAAAUAUAUCUUGCUUCGUAUUGCAAAUUCAGAUACUUGAGCUGGGACACGCCUCAAGAAGUCAUUGCAGUCAAGUCAGCUCAGAACAAAGGCUCAGCAUUGACCCGGCAGGCAGGCCUUCCACAGCCUGUUUUGCUGUACCUUGCAGUGUUCCAUGUUCUACCUUUUUCACUCAUAGGGAUUCUGGAGAUCAACAAAAAGAUUUUCGGGAACGUUACAGAUGCUACCUUAUCUCAUGGAAUACUGAUAGUGAUGUACGGCUCAGGACUGGUCAGACUCUAUAGCUUCCAAGCCAUCACUGAACAGUUCAUGCAACAGAAACUUGACUUAGGGUGUGCAUGCAGAUGGGGUGGGACUGCUGGAACUGUGGGAGAGGCUCCUUUUGGCAUUCCUUGUAAUAUUAAACUCACAGACACGCCACCACUGCUCUUUGAGGUGUCCUCCCUGGAGAAUGCCUUUCAGAUUGGAGGCCACCCUUGGCACUACAUCAUCACACCUAAUAAGAAGAAACAGAAGGGAGUUUUCCAUAUUUGUGCCCUUAAAGACAACUCCUUGGCUAAAAAUGGAAUCCAAGAAAUGGAAUGUUGUUCUCUAGAAUCUGACUGGAUCUAUUUUCAUCCUGAUGCUUCUGGAAGAAUAAUACAUGUUGGCCCAAAUCAGGUCAAAAAUAAAAAUGCAAAUUAUCUACAGGCAUACCUCAGAGAUAUUGUGUGUUCAGUUCCAGAUGACAGCAAUAAAGCAAGUAUUGCAAUAAAAGUUUUAAAGCUAAAUGAAAUAGAAUAUAAUAGUGGCCAGCAUCAGAUCUCUGAAGAUUUUGUCAUAUUGGCCAACAGAGAGAACAAAAAUGAAAACUUACCCACUGUUACUGCAUCUGGACGGGUGGUUAAAAAAAAAUUUAAUCUUCUGGAUGAUGACCCAGAACAAGAGACUUUCAAAAUUGUGGACUAUGAAGAUGAAUUGGAUUUGCUUUCUGUGGUAGCUGUUACUCAAAUAGAUGCCGAAGGAAAAGCUCACCUUGAUUUCCACUGUAAUGAAUAUGGAACUUUACUUAAAAGCAUUCCACUGGUGGAGUCAUGGGAUGUGACAUACAGCCAUGAAGUCUACUUUGACAGAGACUUGGUCCUACACAUAGAACAGAAACCCAGCAGGGUCUUUAGCUGCUAUGUUUACCAGAUGGUGUGUGACCCUGGGGAAGAAGAAGAAGCCACAAACAGAAGUUGAGAAAAAGAGUGAGAAAAUUUUUAAUUUUGAGAUGUAACUUAUGAGACUUUUAGCCAAACACCCCAACAACUGUGUCCAGUCCUCCUUUUUUAUUAUUUGCAUAGCAAGUUCUCCAUAAGAUCUUGUGUUAACUCCAGAUGACUGUGACUUCUCUUUUAAACUCUUGCCAUAUACGGUGAUAAGAACUUCAUUUUAUGUAAGGGAUUUUUAGAAUAUUCUCCCAAGAAGUCUAGCAUUUUAGAGAUUUUAGCUAGGUGGUGUUGAAAAUAUAAAAUGUUGAGAACAGCUUAAUUUUAAUCAUUGGGGAGAAGGUCAUUGGUGAGGAGGUGUUUAACAUGGCUCUUAAAGAAUAGUAUGGAAUUUUGAUUGGUAAUACUAAGAGGGAAAGACAAAAAGAAAGAUACAAAAGAUAAAGAAAGAAAUCCUGUGUCCUCUGUACCAUAUUUUGCUUAAGGAUGAGAAAUGAGAUCUGUAAUGUGAAAGCAUACUUUUGAACCAAAGAUGUGUCAUCACAGUUAAAAAGAAAACCUUAUAUAUGUAUCUGUAUUGUGUAUUUGUACUAAUUAUUUCUUCCAUGGUUUUAUUCUCGUGGCUUGAUGUUCUCAUUGAUUAUUUGUGUUUCUAUCAUAGACUAAUGUAAAUGAUUCCGAGCAAACUUUAAGUGAAUUUUUUUCUAAUAUGUAGCCUGUUAAUGCUCUUAAUUAUUAAGAAUGUUGUACUCAUUUCACCAUUCGGUCUAGUUGGUGUGUCCUCCAGUUUUGCUUGGGCAAUACAGUAAGGUAAAGUUAUUCUGGGUCGUACCAGUUUGGCUCUCUGUAGAAGGGUAGGUGGUUCCGGGAGUAUCUUGGGAACUAACUGCUUAGGUAGAAAACACUUUUGGUUUUAUCUUACUUGUGAAAUGAGUAUUUUUUCUUAUUUGCUAAAAUUGAUCUAAAUAUGAUCCUUGAAAUCAGAUAGUCAUUCUUUAGAAUGUUAAAUAAAUGCAACCUAAGUAAAAGGAGAAA